Paramormyrops kingsleyae is the source of this 3317-nucleotide messenger RNA. NCBI's taxonomy places the organism in Eukaryota, Metazoa, Chordata, Actinopteri, Osteoglossiformes, Mormyridae. The record is from RefSeq and is a predicted model, not a curated record.
GCAGGUGUCCCGGAUGUGAUUGUGGGUGGGGGCGGCCGCGGGGCUGAGCUUCACUCCUCGGCAGAUCGGAGCUCGGCUCAGUGUGUGCGGGUGUGAGAUGGAUCGAGGGCGCUCCUUCGACUAGCACAGUCUGCUCGAGACGCUUUUAAAACCGCUCUGAUCGUAGACGCGAUCGGGUCUCCGAAAAACCAUAGGGAAAAAAGACGAAAGCAGCAACAAAAAAAACGAAUAAGUAGCCCAUCUUUCACAUCCACUCCACACACACUAACACGGCAUUGAUGGUAAUGUAUGCAAGGAAACAACCGAGACUCAGUGAUGGGUGCAACGACAGAAGGGAUCCCCAGUCCUAUCAGACUCUUAAAUACCCAUCAAAGAGCCACCCAGGCAAUGAUCACCGCCAUGAGAAGAUGCGCGGCGACUCGGACCCUACUCCUCCCUGCAAAGUGCUUCGCCGGUCAGACAGCCCCGAGAACCGGCAUGGUGACGGCAUGUCACAGAACAGGGCAAAAGCCAUCCAGUCACAUCGGGUCAGAGAGAGAGAUGGAGGGACCAGUUAUUCUCCUCAAGAAAAUUCACACAAUCACAGUACUUUUCAUAGCUCAAAUUCACACUCUAACCCAAGCAAAACAUCAGACAUAGUAAAAUCUUCUGCGGUAGACAAGCCAGCGACCCACCCCUGCAGCACCCAACCCUCCCCCGCUUCUGGUCUGAACCCGUCAGCCGCCCCACAGGGCUCGUCAGCCCCCACUGUGCCCGUCUCUCCUGUCCCCCAGUCCCCGGCAGCGCCGCCUCCGCUCCUCCAGGACCCCAACAUCCUGCGCCAGCUGCUGCCAGCACUUCAGGCCACACUGCAGCUAAACAACACCAGCGUGGACAUGUCCAAGAUCAGUGAAGUCCUUACAGCUGCGGUCACACAAGCUUCACUGCAAUCAAUGCUUCAUAAGAUCCUCACAGCUGGACCAUCUGCCUUCAACAUCACCCCUCUGCUUUCGCAAGCUGCACAGCUGUCUACACAAGCCCAGCAAUCGAGUCAGUCUCCGAUGUCGCUAACGUCUGACGCCUCGUCGCCGAGGUCAUACGUCUCUCCGCGGAUAAGUACGCCACAGACGAACACCAUUCCCAAGCCCGUGCUGAGCACGCCUCCCGUGUCGUCGCAGCCUAAGGUUAGCACGCCGGCAGCGAAGUCGGGACCGGUUCCACAGGUGGUGCCGGCAUCUCAGCCGCCUGUCAGCGUGGAGAAACCGGGGCACGAAGCUGCCUCCCCACGCACAUUUCAGCGGCACAGUUGCCAGAGGAGUCCCUCCCCGGGCUUGGACCACAUCGCUAGUGGCAGCAGCAGCAACAGUGUGAGCAUCGUAGCUCCCGACGUCCCUGUGAAACCCGUGUGUUCACUGACGCCUUCUCUGGUGGCUCACUUCAAUGAAAAUCUCAUCAAACACGUCCAGGGCUGGCCGGCCGACGCUGCGGAGAAGCAGGCAUCCAGAUUACGCGAAGAGGCUCACAACAUGGGCAGCAUCUACAUGUCCGAAAACUGCACAGAGCUGAAAAACUUGCGGUCCUUAGUUCGGGUUUGUGAAAUCCAGGCUACAUUACGCGAGCAGAGGAUAUUAUUUUUGAGACAGCAAAUUAAGGAACUUGAAAAGCUGAAGAACCAGAAUUCCUUUAUGGUCUGAGACCCCGGAGGAGCAGAAGACAUUGCACAUGGCGUAUUGGACCCCCCCCACCCCCACCCCUCCCCUGAGAUUGGUGUUCCAAGCCUCAGAACCUGGUGUUCUGAGCCCGGUCUUAACACUUUCAAGCAGCCACUGUGCCGGCUUUGGACCGUUGGGCUGGGAUGGGGGGUGGGGGGGUGGGCUGGGUUGUGGGGCUUGGGCCACAGGGAAAGGGUGGCUUUAGCAGAGGGGGUGGUAAUAUGCUUUCUGAAGCCCUCCAUUUAGUUUGUUCCCCCUUCCUUCCUUUGGAUGUAUUCAUGUUGUAAAUAUGUUUUGUAGAGUGAAGCCAUGAAAACCCAUGCGAAUUCAGCUUUGACACCCAAACUAAUCAGCGCUCUGGUGGCUAAAUGCAUAGCCUUUCUACAUGUUAACUUGUCUGCAGAUGUUGCGCUUUCGUCAGUAGGUCUGUGAACCAUUGCCUGGAGUCUGCGUGAGCAGCUGCAUGCGAGCUGUGCAGCACUUAUGGCGUCUCUGAAACUGGCUCAUCUUUUUAAUAACUAUUAAACAAUCUAUCUGUUCGCUGCCUUUGACAGGACUCCAGUUUGUUUUUUUGUUUUUUUAACUCCUCCCAUCUCCUAUUCAGAUGGCCAUGAUGGAUAAUCCCCCCCCCCCCAAUUACCAUUUUGGUAGACUUGAUGCCUGGUAGCAAUGGCUCAGAAAUGCAUCCGACCACCAAGCUAGAAUUUUCCUAGAAAUAAAACCAGUGCCUAAUGGUUUGAAGUCAUGGGACCCCCUCCCCACACCCCAGUGUUCACUGGAGCAGUACAUUUGUAACUCAGGAGUGAGGAGCAUUCCCAAAGCUGCCCCUGCUCCCGCCUGUGCUGAACACAGCACAGAUCUCAGUCCUGUGUGGGAGGGUGCUGUUGGCCUGAACACUCAGAGCACAGAUCUCAGCCCUGUGUGGGAGGGUGCUGUUGGCCUGAACACUCCCACUCUUUAGGGAUAUUUUGUUUGAGAGUUUUUUCUUUAAUACACGAUUGUUUGACUCCUCUGGGUCAAACGAAAUUUCAUUCCUUUGUACAGUUGCUACAAUUAAUAAUGGGAUAAAAUGUUAUUGAAGUUAAAUUAUUUCGACACUUGGUCCCUUUCGCCCUCUAUUGGCGUACUGGGGUCACUGGAGACACCCCGGACAGAUCCGUCACUUAAAAUCAAGCUACACUCGAUAGCCUAUUAGCUUUGUGAGGACGCAGAUGUUUAGUUUGUAUUGUAAUAAGGUGAAGUAAAGCGAGCAGGGGUUUUUAAGCGGUCAGGUUUUCGCACUGCAGAGCCCAUUCUGAAUUUGAUUCCCCAUAUUUCUUGAGUAUCGUAACUUUUUCUGUUCAAUUUUUUUUGUACGCAAAAUGACGGCGGGAUGAAAGCGCCUGACCUGACAUCGCACUGUUUUGUGUUUGUCUUUAGCUUUAUCGUCCUGCUCAGAACUUCUUUCUCGAAUGGGGCAUUUGUAAAUGUGACUCAAGAUACAACUGACCACAAAUCAGCAUCAAACACACGAGUAGCCUACGUCUGGUUGGACUGUACACCGCUGUUCAGAAAUUAGUGGAGAAGCUCGGCUUUGUAUAUUGUUUCCUAAAGUAUAUUAAAAAUAAAAAAAUAUGCUACCACGGG